CGCCUGUCGCCAUCUUGCCCCUUCUGAGGCACCGCAAACAAACCCAAUUCCUGGUGUUCCCUAGUCUUGGCGGAGGAGCCUUUUAGAUGAGCCCCGAAAGGCCGGGCAGGGAAGACAAGCUCUUUGGGGCUACCAAAAAGAAGCAGCAAUGCCUGUUGUGUGGCCAACCCUUUUGGAUCUCAGCAGGGAUGAAUGCAAAAGGAUUCUUAGAAAAUUGGAAUUGGAGGCAUAUGCUGGAGUUAUCAGUGCACUUCGGGCACAGGGGGAUCUCACCAAGGAAAAGAAAGAUCUUCUUGGAGAACUCUCAAAAGUUCUUAGCAUCUCAACAGAGCGCCACCGUGCUGAAGUUCGGAGAGCAGUAAACGAUGAACGGUUAACAACAAUUGCACAUAAAAUGAAUUUAUCCUUAUAUUUGGGUGAAAGACCAAGUUACAGUAUGUCUGGACCUAAUAGCUCUUCAGAAUGGUCCAUUGAGGGUCGUCGCUUGGUUCCACUGAUGCCCCGGUUGGUUCCCCAAACCGCCUUCACGGUAACAGCUAACGCUGUUGCCAAUGCAGCUAUCCAGCACAAUGCAUCUCUUCCAGUGCCUGCAGAAACCGGAAGUAAGGAAGUAGUGGUUUGCUAUUCCUACACAAGUACCACGUCAACCCCAACCUCUACCCCUGUUCCAAGUGGCAGCAUAGCAACGGUUAAGUCUCCAAGACCUGCCAGUCCUGCCUCCAAUGUAGUUGUCUUGCCAAGUGGAAGUACUGUUUAUGUCAAAAGUGUUAGCUGUUCAGAUGAAGAUGAAAAACCCAGAAAACGAAGGCGAACAAAUUCUUCUAGCUCCUCCCCCGUUGUCCUAAAGGAAGUUCCAAAGGCUGUUGUUCCGGUCUCAAAGACUAUCACUGUGCCUGUGAGUGGCAGUCCCAAGAUGAGCAACAUCAUGCAGAGCAUUGCCAACUCCUUACCACCCCACAUGUCUCCUGUGAAAAUAACCUUCACCAAACCAUCAACACAGACGACAAACACAACAACACAGAAGGUUAUUAUAGUGACCACAUCACCAAGCUCAACCUUCGUGCCCAACAUUCUCUCCAAAUCCCAUAACUAUGCAGCAGUCACUAAGCUUGUACCAACAUCAGUCAUUGCUUCCACAACCCAGAAGCCACCAGUGGUUAUAACUGCUUCACAGUCCUCCCUGGUCAGUAGUAGCAGCAGUGGCAGCAGCAGUUCUACACCAUCACCUAUUCCUAACACAGUUGCAGUGACAGCUGUGGUAUCUUCCACACCAUCCGUGGUCAUGUCAACAGUAGCACAAGGUGUGUCUACAUCAGCGAUCAAAAUGGCAUCAACCAGGCUUCCUUCCCCCAAAAGUUUAGUGGGCGCCCCAACUCAGAUUCUUGCACAGUUUCCUAAACAGCAUCAACAAUCUCCUAAGCAGCAGUUACAUCAAGUGCAGCAGCAGACACAGCAGCAUGUGGGCCAGCCUGCGCCAGUAUCUCAUCAGCAGCAACCUCAGCAGUCUCCUUUGCCACCGGGUAUCAAGCCAACUAUUCAAAUCAAACAGGAGUCAGGUGUUAAAAUUAUCACACAACAAGUUCAACCAAGUAAAAUCUUACCCAAACCAGUGACAGCAACUCUGCCCACCAGUAGCAAUUCCCCUAUUAUGGUGGUUAGCAGUAAUGGUGCAAUUAUGACAACUAAACUGGUAACCACUCCCACUGGCACACAGGCAACCUAUACCCGGCCGACAGUGAGCCCGUCCAUAGGUCGGAUGGCUGCAACCCCUGGAGCUGCAACUUACGUGAAAACUACCAGUGGUAGCAUCAUUACAGUUGUACCCAAGUCAUUAGCCACCUUGGGGGGCAAGAUAAUUAGCAGUAAUAUAGUUUCUGGAACAACUACCAAAAUCACUACAAUCCCAAUGACUUCCAAGCCUAAUGUGAUUGUUGUGCAAAAGACUACAGGAAAAGGAACGACUAUUCAAGGCCUCCCGGGCAAAAACGUUGUCACAACAUUGCUAAAUGCUGGAGGAGAAAAAACUAUUCAGACGGUGCCAACAGGAGCAAAGCCAGCCAUUAUCACUGCUACAAGACCCAUCACCAAAAUGAUUGUAACUCAACCAAAAGGAAUAGGUUCCACAGUUCAACCAGCAGCUAAAAUCAUCCCGACGAAAAUUGUUUAUGGGCAGCAAGGGAAAACACAGGUUCUAAUUAAACCCAAACCAGUGACAUUUCAGGCCACAGUUGUUAGUGAACAGACAAGGCAACUGGUCACAGAAACAUUACAGCAAGCAUCUAGGGUGGCAGAAGCUGGUAAUUCAUCUAUUCAAGAGGGAAAAGAAGACCCACAGAGUUAUACAGACAGUAGUUCCUCUUCUACAGAGUCCUCCCAAAGUUCCCAAGAUUCCCAGCCUGUAGUUCAUGUAAUUGCUUCCCGGCGUCAGGAUUGGUCAGAACAUGAGAUUGCAAUGGAGACUAGUCCCACCAUAAUUUAUCAGGAUGUAUCCAGUGAAUCACAAUCAGCUACUUCAACAAUCAAAGCUCUGUUAGAACUCCAACAGACAACAGUAAAGGAAAAAUUGGAAUCUAAACCAAGACAACCCACUAUUGACUUGAGUCAGAUGGCAGUGCCUAUUCAGAUGACCCAGGAAAAGAGACAUUCUCCUGAGAGUCCAUCCAUUGCUGUGGUAGAGUCAGAACUAGUUGCUGAAUACAUCACUACUGAACGCACUGAUGAGGGGACAGAGGUUGCUUUUCCCCUUCUAGAUGCUGUGGUGAUUUCUGGAGAAAUAUCAUCACCUCCUCUAUUUUCAGUCAGCCAUCGCUCCCAGCCCCAACAGCCCUCCCAGCCCCAGCGGACCCUGCUCCAGCAUGUGGCUCAGUCACAGACUGCAACACAGACUUCAGUGGUGGUGAAGUCCAUCCCGGCAUCUUCCCCUGGAGCAAUCACCCACAUUAUGCAGCAGGCAUUAAGCAGUCACACUGCUUUUACCAAACACAGCGAGGAACUUGGAACUGAGGAGGGCGAGGUUGAAGAGAUGGACACUUUAGACCCUCAGACAGGUCUGUUUUACCGAUCUGCUCUGACUCAGUCGCAGUCAGCUAAGCAGCAGAAACUUAGCCAGCCCCAGCUGGAACAGACUCAGCUGCAAGUGAAAACUCUGCAGUGCUUCCAGACUAAACAGAAGCAGACCAUCCACCUGCAGGCAGACCAGCUCCAGCACAAACUCCCGCAAAUGCCCCAGCUUUCCAUCAGGCACCAAAAGCUCACCCCUCUCCAGCAAGAACAAGCACAGCCCAAGCCAGAUGUACAGCACACACAGCAUCCCAUGGUGGCCAAAGACAGGCAGCUUCCUACCUUAAUGGCACAGCCCCCGCAGACUGUAGUACAGGUGCUCGCAGUGAAAACCACGCAGCAGCUCCCUAAACUGCAGCAGGCUCCGAACCAACCAAAAAUCUUCGUGCAACCCCAAACCCCCCAGAGCCAAAUGCCGCUCCCAGCUGCAUCAGAGAAACAGCCGGCAAGCCAGGUGGAGCAGCCAAUUAUAACCCAAGGAUCCUCUGUUACAAAGAUAACUUUUGAGGGGCGCCAGCCUCCCACAGUUACAAAGAUAACUGGUGGCAGUUCUGUGCCUAAGCUGACAUCACCAGUUACAAGCAUAUCUCCCAUUCAGGCCUCUGAGAAGACAGCAGUAUCAGACAUUUUGAAAAUGUCUUUGAUGGAAGCUCAGAUUGAUACAAAUGUAGAGCAUAUGGUAGUGGAUCCCCCAAAGAAGGUUCUUGCCACUGGUAUGCUCACUGGUGAAGCAGGAUCAUUACCAUCCACCCAUGUGGUGGUGGCAGGGAUGGCGAAUUCCACUCCCCAGCAACAGAAAUGUAGAGAGUCCUGUUCAAGUCCAUCUGCUGUUGGCCCUCCCUUAACGACAAGGAAAAUCGAUGCACCAGGAGUGCCUACGACAGGCCAGUUCAUGCGUAUUCAGAAUGUAGGCCAAAAGAAAGCUGAAGAGAGCCCAGCAGAAAUUAUCAUCCAGGCCAUUCCCCAGUAUGCUAUUCCUUGUCACUCCAGUUCCAACGUGGUUGUAGAGCCCAGUGGGCUUCUUGAGCUAAACAACUUCACUAGCCAGCAGUUGGAUGACGAUGAGACGGCAAUGGAGCAAGACAUAGACAGUAGCACAGAGGAUGGAACCGAGCCCAGCCCCUCUCAGAGUUCUGCUGAACGGUCCUAAAUUUUUGAAAACAGGCGUGCACUUUAAAACCUACUUGGUUACCAAGUGUCCAGGGAAGCCCUUGAUUUUUAAUGUCUAAAGAUAGCACUUUGCCCAUGCUUAGGCUAUGGACCCCAAAAUCACAGUGUUUCAACAAGAGUUGCUGCAGGAGCAGCAUUUUAAAACAAGAUAAAACUCACAGGGGAAUGUACUUUUUAAAAAAAAAAAAAAAAGAAAAAAAGAAAAAGGAAAAAAAGGAAAGCUAAAAAAAAGAAAAACGUGCACAUCUGCAGUGACAAAAGACCUGAUAUUCUUUCUCUGUUGGACCACGGCUGAUGGUAAAGUAUGUCAUGCAGUGGAAAGAGACUUUUCCUGUGAAUGUUCCUCAACUGGUUUCUGCUGAGCAAAACACCAUCAGAAAAGGAGAAUGUGAAUAGUUUGUAUUUUGAAAUGGUGUGUCAGGACAGUUUUUUAAAAACCUUGUAUGUUUUUGAAAAUCUCUGGAAGUGUUGAAUUGGUUAAAAUUUUACAUUUGCUCAGUUUAUAGUUUAUAAAAUAACUAGAAAAAUACUGGCAUUAAAGAAUCCUUGUUAGAUGGUGGAAAUCAGAUCCCUAACCCGUGGGAAGUGCUUUUUGGGUGGCUUGUACAUUCUCAUCAAUUGUAUGCUAAUUUAUUGUGUUGUUGUUCCUUUGUGCUCUAGGCAGCACACUUGCCUUCUAUUUAUUUAAAUGUAAACAUUUCAAAGCAGGCCAUAUUCUUUCUGACAGAUUUCCUGUAAACCAGGAUUUGCCUGCCUUUUCCACCUCCCACCCCUCCCGCUCCUUUAAGAAAAGAGAAAAUGUUUCAUUGUGAAGGAGAGGAAAAGAAACAUUUUCUAGCCCAAAGGAAAUGUUCAGCUAUGUUCAGGAAAAAUUACCCAUAUGAUGCUAUCUUAACAUUGAAAUUGCACAUUCAUAUUGGACUGAGACUUUGAAGAUAACUUUUACAUACUUUUGUUUAAACCCCUUUGAAAUGUAUAAAAAUUAAUUUGCAGUUCUAAAUGUAAUGUUUUUAAGCAUUCUGCCUUUUUAGGACACAGUUUGUUUAAGCAAUAUGUUUGGGUCUUGUGAUCACUGUCUGUCACAAGUAGAGUGAGGGGUAAGAGGGUGGGAGGGUAACGGUCAGUUUUGACAAGUUGUGGCAAAGGAAGUAAUUCUUUUCAUUUUUUAAAAAAUGUAAAUAGAAAAGUUUUUAACGGUUUUAUAUAGAUUUCACUAUAAAUAAGCAUUUUAAGACUGACAAAUGUUGAACUGUACAUACAUAUCUCAGCAUAACUGCCCAAUUUUUUGGUGCUGAAGUACUGUAAGUAGAUUUCAUCAACAGUCUCCUAAUUUUUGCAUCUAUAUCUAGAAAAAAAACUGUGAUACUGUAGUUAAUAAAUUCCCACUAGAGUGACACUGAAGAUUUAAACACAAGCAUUUAUAAGAUGCACUGACCUCUGGUAGUUGCCAUCAUUUCUCCCGAGUGGUUAACGACUUACCCGUAGAUGGGGCUGUUGGAUUUUAUUUUAUUGUACAAAUUCAUGUUUAAAAGACUUUGUGAUUGUUUCUAGUUAAGUAACUUUUUAACCUCUCCAGUCAUAGGCUUCUUUGAAAAUCUGAUCACACUAUGAACUCUCCCCAAAAAGACCGACAUGCCAAUAUACAUGUUAGAUUUUACAUACAAUCUUAGGGGUUUGUGGGCCCCUAAGCCUAACCGUGUAUUCAAGGUUAAGCCCUCUGUUAUGGUCAGUCCAUUACUUACAGAUGUAAGUUUUUAUAAAAUAAAAUAUCUUUUAAAUAUUCAUGGGUCAGGUAACAAGAGCAAACUUGAAUAAAGUUAUUAUGUCUACUUCUA
Messenger RNA from Neogale vison (American mink), 6065 nucleotides. RefSeq names its product EMSY transcriptional repressor, BRCA2 interacting (gene EMSY). Gene Ontology annotation, cellular component: nucleoplasm. The record is from RefSeq and is a predicted model, not a curated record. The coding region runs from base 149 to 4210 and encodes 1353 amino acids. Gene Ontology annotation, biological process: regulation of DNA-templated transcription. The transcript has 22 exons. NCBI's taxonomy places the organism in Eukaryota, Metazoa, Chordata, Mammalia, Carnivora, Mustelidae.